GCGAUUUGUGAGGAGGCUGGAGUCUUGCACAAAUGUCACAUUAGCAAUAUUUUUUAUAAAAGAUCUUUAAUGCCACUUUAACGUUAUCGUUGCAGUGGUUAAAUUGCGAGAGUCACACACGAAGAACAGUGUGACUCUGGUGUCACGCAGAGAACGUAAGGCAGCAGCUGGACACAGCAUCACCGGUCGUCCUGCGUCGUUCAGUUUCUCGAUGAAGAAUGAAUCAGAGUGACUUUAACAACACAUUGAUGGACACUGAAUUUGAGCAUUAUCUUAAAAUACAAAUUGUUUCAAGAUGGCUGAUCGUAACCAUCGGCUUCGUCCUGACGCCCGUCGCCAUCUUCGCUGUUUCCUCUCUGGUGAAGAAAGACAACGUUGCUCCGAUCUAUGUCAUCAACCUCCUGGUUUCUGAUCUUGUUCAGCUCUGUGCCACGAUCAUUUUGGAGACAAAAUAUGGAACUAUUGGUUCAUUCAUGUUCGACUUCGCUCUGGUGGCCAGUGUUGGCUUCAUGGUCUGCAUAGCUAUGGAAAGGUAUUUGCUCAUCGUCUGGCCGCUGUGGUACCGAACCAGACGAACAGUAAAGAUGUAUCUGCUGCUUUGCGCUGUGGUCUGGACUUUGGCUUUAUCUAACUUGAUCUUACGUGUAUUCACUUUGAAUGUUAACUUUGAUUUGUACCUUAAAAUUUCUGGCAUCUUCCUCCUCCUCCCUCUUCCUCUGCUCAUGUUCUUCCUGGUUGGGACCCUUAGAACUUUGUCUGCCUCCAUCAGUGUUCGUGCUGAGGAAAAGCGCAGAAUUGUUGGACUUCUGGUUCUGGUGCUGCUGAUUUACACACUGCUGUUCCUGCCUUACAUCAUAUGUUGCCUGGUCAAACCUCAAAAUUAUAAGGUAUACUUUUUUGCUUUUUUUUUCAGUGAACUUAAUCCUGUUGCUGACUUGUUCCUGUACAUCUUCCUCAGAAAAGGGGCUGUGAACAAGGUUCGGUUCUGUCUCUGUUGUUGCAGAAAAAACAGAACUAGUCGUCAGUCGUGCAGCGGUUUGAAUGAUGGUGACACAGUCACAAGUUUGUAGUCAGACAAUGAAACAUAAACAAUGAAAUUGUCUUGGUUUGUAGUUUUCAUCAUUUGUUUAAUAUUUAGGUGUGAUUAGUCUGAGGAGUCAGCUUCAGAGUUAACAAACAUCCCAUAAAAUUUCAAAUAUCUGCUUGUCUAUGGAGACAUUUUGUGUUUGUGUGUAGGACUUGGAGUGUUUUAGCUGAAAGAAGAAGGUUUUAAUGAAGAUUUGUCAUUUAUUCAUUGAUUCCAACCUAAAACUGAACAGUUUGAUUCGUUCUCUGUCUCUGAUUUAAUCUGUGUGAGUGAAGCCCACAAUGAUGUUAAAUUUCAACCUGUUUCAUUGAUAUGGAGAAGCUUCAACACGUGUACAUGUUUUACCAGAUGUGAUUUAGCAUUAAGUUGAUGUUAUGUAGCUUUUCACUUUCACCGUGUUUACUCCAUCCAGCUUCUGAUUGCUGAAACACAUCACACAUUCAUCUGCUGUUAGUAGCUGGUAAAUCAGGAUGUUUUUCCCUUCCAAGAGUCUCUGUUUCAUCUAUGAGUUGCUGCCUGCCAAACUACUACUUGGCUUUCUGAGCUUUUAUUCUCCUCUGCUUCACUCGUCUGCGCUGUACUCUGGCUCACACAAGUAACCAAGAAUUUCAGACUGUGCUAACAGGAUGUACAGUAGAACUCGUCUUCUAAAUAAUCUAUGGCACUACCUUCGGCUGUUGAAUAUUACUGCUGUACCUGUAUGCAAGGAUGAACAAUUGGUGAGACACCAGUUGAUCUUCAGCAUCCUGGCUCCGCCUCCCUCUCUGCCUGGCCCCGCCUCCCAUUCUGCCUGGCUCCGCCCCCCUUUUAGGCUGGUGCUCAAGCAGGUAUGGAGAAAACCAGAAAGCACAAAUUGUAGUCUGUGAGCCCACGGCAAUCUACCAAAGCAGCAGAGAAUGACGUGUUUUACAUCAUCUUCAGUGGCCCUGGUGGAUUGAUGCAGAGGAAUUAAGUGGUCAUUUCUCUGCACAGAAAAUAUAGAGGAAUAUGAGUGUCGCUUCAUUCUUACAUAUUACUCGACAUGUUUUUGUUAACCCCCACUGAUAAAUGGUGAAGUGUUCCUUUAUCCAGAAGUGGAGAGAAAGGCACAGGUGUGUAGAAUGAUUAAUCAAUGCUGGUAACAGGUGAGGGGAGUAGGAUUGACUGCAAACCAGGAGCAUUAACAGAGGAGAGGAGUGUGAGGGAGAAUGGAAAUAGGCAGUCAGGUCAUUCCUUACAGAUAGGCAGUAGAUAUAUAAUCUGGUUACAAGCUUCAUCUCCAGCUCUACUGCAAAAUAACAACCAAAGAUGAUUUUUUCAUGUCCUAAAAAGUAAAAUCAAAUAUUAGCGGCAUUGCUUUACGCACGCACACUUCAGAUUUUAAUAAUAAUGUUCAGAUAAAGUUCUAAACUUAAGGCGAUGCUCUAGUAUUUCAAUUUCGAGUUGAGCCUUUUUAAUAGCCAGUCUCUUCUCCUCUAUUUUGAGCUGUAUAAAGGUCCAUCUUCAGGGUCACUUUUUUAAUUUGUUGUUGAAGAUAGACCUUAAACAGCUCCUUUGCUGGCAACUAGGAAGGCAUUAAAAAUUAAUUCUUUUUUAAAUUAUAAAAAGCAUAUAUUAAAGAUUAUGCGAUGCAGACAAAUUCUUACAGUGCUUAGAUUUAGGGAUGAGGUAGAUGGACCCUCAUCUGCAUUGAAAUCCCCAGGAAUGUUCUGUGAAAGGACAAUGACAAUUUGUUACUCUGUAAUGGUAAAGCGGGUCAUAUCUUAUGUUAUGGUAUGUACAGUAUCAGACCUCUGUGGAUCCAGCAGCACUGUCCAAUUCCGUCACAGCAGAAGUGAUCUCUUCAUCAUCAUCCUACAGUGGAAAUAUGCAAGUACACUUUAUCUGGCAAUAAAACAACAAAAAAAGUAAACACAAAUAAAAGGUACCUGGCAACAAAUCACUUACACAUGUCACAUGAGGGAUGCACAUGACUGUUAUCCCUGGAGGGUCCAAUAAUACAAUGCGUCCGUCAUCGUCAAAAAUCAUAGUGACAGAGAUAGUAGUUGAUUUAAAGUCAUAAAUAAAAUAAAUAAGUCAUAAAAAUGUGUACUCCUGUGGUAAAUGUUACUCAUGUCAAUGGAGGUUCUGUGUGAUGAAGUGCCCCAGGAAUACCCUCGACCACUGUUCGCCCUUUAUUCAGGGACAGAGCCAGCUCCUCAGAUGGGGUGAGGGGAGGUGGUGGUGGCCCCACCUGUCUGACGAGCCUCUGCCUUCUUUCUGUUAGCUACAUUACAGAAAGACCAUGUUAAACAUGUUUAAUACGUAGAUGCUGUAAUUGUGUAAUCACAACUUACCUUCUAGUAGGAUGUUUUUGUGUUUCAUUUUGACCUGGGACAGAGUUGCUCCAGAAGGAUUACACCUCAUAAAACAAGAAUAUUACUAUUAUUCAAUAUUUUUCUAAUCUUAUGAAAUUAAUAGUAAAAAAAUGUGAAAAUUAUGUUCCA
This is a messenger RNA of Betta splendens (Siamese fighting fish), 3552 nucleotides long. RefSeq names its product lysophosphatidic acid receptor 4-like. The record is from RefSeq and is a predicted model, not a curated record. Gene Ontology annotation, cellular component: membrane. The coding region runs from base 219 to 1070 and encodes 283 amino acids. The transcript has 4 exons. Gene Ontology annotation, biological process: positive regulation of Rho protein signal transduction; phospholipase C-activating G protein-coupled receptor signaling pathway. Gene Ontology annotation, molecular function: G protein-coupled receptor activity. Lineage: Eukaryota; Metazoa; Chordata; Actinopteri; Anabantiformes; Osphronemidae.